Beta vulgaris subsp. vulgaris (sugar beet) is the source of this 910-nucleotide messenger RNA. Its product is annotated as non-symbiotic hemoglobin 2. Gene Ontology annotation, molecular function: oxygen binding; heme binding. Bases 166 to 633 code for a protein of 155 amino acids. NCBI's taxonomy places the organism in Eukaryota, Viridiplantae, Streptophyta, Magnoliopsida, Caryophyllales, Amaranthaceae. The transcript is spliced from 4 exons. The record is from RefSeq and is a predicted model, not a curated record.
CUUGUGCAGACCAUACUACUAUAAAUAGUCUACUUUACAGUACUUUCUUCUUUGCUUAAACAUACUUACAAAAUACAAACCACAAAUUUAAGCAAUUAUUACACUUUCUAUAUCAUUUUUUGUUGUUCCAAUUUAGUUUCUUUUCUUUUAAGUUAAAACAAAACUAUGACUUUUACAGAGAAAGAUGAAGCUUUGGUAAAAGAAUCAUGGGAUAUAAUGAAGCAAAAUAUCCCAGAAUAUAGCCUUCGGUUUUUCUCCAUAAUAUUGGAAAUUGCUCCAGCAGCCAAAAAUAUGUUCUCAUUUUUAAGGGAUUCAGAGGAAGUUCCACAGAAUAAUCCCAAGCUGAAAGCUCAUGCAAUCAAGGUUUUUAAAAUGACAUGUGAAUCAGCCAUUCAACUUCGGGAAAAAGGUGAAGUGGUUGUAGGAGAGACUACCCUUAAAUAUUUGGGAGCUAUCCAUUUGAAGAAUGGAGUGAUUGAUCCCCAUUUUGAGGUUGUGAAACAAGCAUUAUUGAGAACGAUAGAAGAAGCAAGUGGUGACAAAUGGAGUGAAGAAUUGAAAUGUGCUUGGAGUGUUGCCUAUGAUCACUUAGCUGCAGCCAUCAAAGCUGAGAUGAAGGAAGAGGUAGCUUAGUUCUCAGUCGCCAAAAGUAUUACUCUAAAAAUAUUGAAUAAAUAUUCUUAUUGUUUUUGAGGGGAAAUUAUUGUUAUUGUUGAUUAUGACUCACUUAUUUAUCCGAGUGACUUGAUAUGAUGCUUUUUCUUGCCUUAUUAUUGAUUAGCAAGAAGGAAAUCAAAUUCAUAAUUAUUGGUUUAACCAUGUAAUAGUGCAUAUUAAUUGUGAUAAAACCUUGGUGAUAUAUGUAUUCCUUAUUGCAAAUAUAAAAUAAUAUUCCGUCGGUCUUUUUCUA